AUGUCUGCGGUUGAAAAAGAAGCAACGGGAAGAGCUUCUCGUACAAGACAAACCGAAAAUACUGCUCCAAUUCCAAGUGGAGCUGGUGAGGAAACAACUGGUGGAAAGUCUAAAAAAAAAGGCGGAAAAGGAGCAAAAGUCUCUGCAGCAGCAGCAAGUACUUCAAAAAUCUCAAAAAGCAUUAAAGCAGGGUUAACAUUUCCGGUUGGUCGUAUGGCAAGAUUAUUGAAAAAAGGUAGAUAUGCAGAUAGGAUAGGAGCAGGAGCACCAGUAUAUUUAGCAGCAGUAAUAGAAUAUUUAACAGCAGAAGUAUUAGAAUUAGCAGGAAAUGCAGCUAGAGAUAAUAAGAAACAACGUAUUAUACCAAGACAUUUACAAUUAGCUAUACGUAAUGACGAAGAAUUAAAUAUUUUAUUAAGACAUGUUCAUAUAGCCGAAGGUGGUGUUUUACCAAAUAUCCAUGCCGAAUUGUUACCUAAAAAGAAAGGUAGUGAAAAGGUUAAACCUACAACUACUGUUACCAGUGCUACUGGUGCAAGUGGUGGUGCUUCUCAAUCAAAGAAAUCUACCAAGGGUGCCAAGACCACCGCAGCUGCAUCUGGCGGUAAAGCGUAG
Funneliformis geosporum is the source of this 615-nucleotide messenger RNA. NCBI's taxonomy places the organism in Eukaryota, Fungi, Glomeromycota, Glomeromycetes, Glomerales, Glomeraceae. The record is from the annotation of a GenBank genome assembly.